AGAAGGAUUAUUAUAAACGUAAGCCCUAGCCAAGUUCAUCCCUCCCCCGCUGCCGCUCAAUCUUUUUCGUCGAUCUUCUUCCUUCUCUUGCUCUCAGGAAUGGAAUCACAGAUCAAACAUGCUCUGGUGGUGAAAGUAAUGGGUAGAACUGGAUCAAGAGGGCAGGUGACUCAAGUAAGAGUCAAGUUUCUUGAUGAUCAGAAUCGUUACAUUAUGAGGAACGUCAAGGGACCAGUCAGGGAAGGCGAUAUUCUUACCCUACUCGAGUCCGAGAGGGAAGCUAGGAGGUUGCGUUGAUGGAGAACGAUUUCUGUUGCUGUCAUCAUAUUGUUACCUCUGUUUUAAGUGUGGAUUUCAGUGACUAGUUUGUUUCAAGACCCUUUGAUGAGGUAAUUUAAUUGAGUUUUGAUGCUACCAAGUUUUUCUCAUGCAAAAUUGUGGAUUUUUGCUCAUUGCUUAAUGGAAGGGGAUGCUUGUUUUUUGCGUUA
Cucurbita pepo subsp. pepo (vegetable marrow) is the source of this 488-nucleotide messenger RNA. Its product is annotated as small ribosomal subunit protein eS28z/eS28y. Gene Ontology annotation, cellular component: cytosolic small ribosomal subunit; ribosome. Gene Ontology annotation, biological process: translation; maturation of SSU-rRNA; ribosomal small subunit assembly. The record is from RefSeq and is a predicted model, not a curated record. Gene Ontology annotation, molecular function: structural constituent of ribosome. NCBI's taxonomy places the organism in Eukaryota, Viridiplantae, Streptophyta, Magnoliopsida, Cucurbitales, Cucurbitaceae.